Molecule: messenger RNA, 1290 nt
Organism: Theileria annulata
Lineage: Eukaryota; Apicomplexa; Aconoidasida; Piroplasmida; Theileriidae
Product: mannosyltransferase, putative
Exons: 8
Coding region: 1-1290 (429 amino acids)
Biological process (GO): GPI anchor biosynthetic process
Cellular component (GO): glycosylphosphatidylinositol-mannosyltransferase I complex; membrane
Molecular function (GO): GPI mannosyltransferase activity; alpha-1,4-mannosyltransferase activity
Source: RefSeq, a predicted model, not a curated record
AUGAACGAAUCUUUAUUUGUUCGAUAUUAUCGCAAAAUUAAUGACAACCCUGAACCACUUAGGUUGUUUAUAUAUUGCUCCUCUGUUUUUAUUCGUUUGGCUUUAAUUGCAUAUUCCAGCUUCCAUAAUCUUAAAUUUGAUGUUAAGUAUACUGAUAUUGACUAUUUGGUUUUUUCGGAUGCUUCUAAGCUUGUUUUGGCUGGUAAAUCGCCAUAUCUUAGGCACACAUAUCGCUACACUCCCAUACUAUCAUAUUUGAUGGUUUUUAACCAUUAUUUGUUUAAUGAUUUCGGUAAAUUGCUGUUCACAGUAUCAGAUUUACUCGUCGGACUUGCGAUUGAGAAAACACUUUCAGCAAGUUCUGACCUAAAGAAAUAUCUACUCUCAGCAUUGUGGCUCCUUAACCCGUUUGUAAUUGCAAUAUCUUCCAGAGGCAAUGCUGAUACAAUUAUCUGUCUCAUUAUCAUUUCUUCCAUUUACUUUCUAAAAAGAGGGCAUAUAUCAGUAUCAGCUCUACUGUUUGGGCUGUCUGUUCAUUUUAAGUUAUAUCCUGUGAUUUAUGCAUUGCCGGUUGUUUUUCAUUUAUACUCACGAGAAUUGGUAUGUUGUUGGCUUAAUUUUCGUAAAUUUCUAAUGAAACUGCCCCUGCUACUAAUAACUCACAUUAACUUUAAGCAAAUUAGAUUUGCCAUUUUAAGCUUUUUGUCAUUCGCAUUCUUCACAUAUUUAACAUUUUACCUAUAUGGAUUUGAGUCGAUAUAUGAGUCGUAUUUGUAUCAUUACGUGAGGAAAGACCACCGACAUAACUUUUCAUUAUAUUUCAAUUUAAUGUAUUAUAUUGUUGAUACAAACAUGAAUUUGAACUUGUUUGUAUCGUUUGUGCCUCAAGUUUUCUGUUUUUUAAUUUUCUCUCUGGUCGCCUUUGUCGAUUUGACACUUUCACUGUUUCUAAUGACCAUCUCGUUCGUCUCACUUAAUAAGGUGCUAACGUCACAACACUUUCUCUGGUGGAUUUGCCUACUCCCACUAGUCCUGAGUAAAAUUAACCUGAACUUUGGAAACCUGAGAUACUUCUUGCUCUCAGUGGCUUCAGUGUUCGUGUUCAAGUUCUUCUGGCUCUUUUGUGGAUACAGGCAGGAGUUUCUAGGAUAUUCCAGCUUUAACGAGGUGUGUGGUGGCUUAAUAUAUUGUUUAGAUGUUGUUUUCAUCAACAUUCCUUGUGGUCUCCCACAUGCUUGUCGCAUGGACUCUAAUAUACAAUUCCUACAACAAAUUGACAAAGAAAACUGA